Electrophorus electricus (electric eel) is the source of this 1161-nucleotide messenger RNA. RefSeq names its product FKBP prolyl isomerase 2 (gene fkbp2). The record is from RefSeq and is a predicted model, not a curated record. Gene Ontology annotation, molecular function: peptidyl-prolyl cis-trans isomerase activity. Gene Ontology annotation, biological process: protein peptidyl-prolyl isomerization. Gene Ontology annotation, cellular component: endoplasmic reticulum. NCBI's taxonomy places the organism in Eukaryota, Metazoa, Chordata, Actinopteri, Gymnotiformes, Gymnotidae.
CACGUUUCAAUGUGUAAUUACCACCUGUUAUGGCGUAAACGUUGCUGUAUUCACACGUGUGCAUGUACACUUCCCCUAAAAGAUCACUGUAGCUAGCUAGCUAACAGAACCUGUGCAGCCCAUUUCAGCUAAAGGUAAUAUGCGUCAAUGAAAAUAAUGACUAUAAUCGCGGGGAAAACGCCGAAAGAAAUGUGAUUUAAAACAUAUGAGACUAUAUUUGUUGAUAGCAGUGACCCUAAUGUCCCUCCUCACAGAGGUUGUACAAGGGGCUGACAAGAAAAAGCUCCAAAUCGGGAUAAAGAAGAGAGUGGAUAACUGUCCUAUCAAGUCCCGAAAAGGGGAUGUGUUGAACAUGCACUACACCGGAAAGCUGGAAGAUGGGACGGAAUUUGACAGCAGCAUUCCCAGGAAUCAGCCUUUUACCUUUACUCUGGGAACUGGACAGGUCAUUAAGGGUUGGGACCAGGGUCUCCUAGGAAUGUGUGAGGGGGAGAAGAGAAAGCUGGUCAUCCCAUCAGAACUUGGUUAUGGUGAUAGAGGGGCCCCACCCAAAAUUCCAGGUGGUGCCACACUCAUCUUUGAAGUAGAACUGUUGAGUAUAGAAAGAAGAUCUGAUUUAUAAUGACACACUUAGACUGUAGGUUUUAACCUGUCAAUACCAGUGUACUGUGGGAUCGGUGGUUUUCCUAAACUGUACAAGUACUGAAGCUGGUGAGUUCAUUGGUCUAGAAACUAGCAGUGUCAGGGGUUUUGGUGGGGAAGUAGUAUAUUUGAGAGAUGGAAAACAAAAACCUACAAGCAUGCACCUCUACAUUUGAUUUAGAAAAAAUUUGCUCAGUAAAAACAUCACCUUGGGCUCAACAUAUUUAGCACCAUUCUUUAUUUUCUUAAGAACCUUACUAGACACACUUGGUUGUAAGAGUGCAUACAGUACAGUAUUUCAUUCCAGCCAAACAGGGAUUGUAUGAUUGAGUUGUUGAGCUGAAUAAAAGUUAUGUACAAAAAAUGUCUGGCGGUUGAAACUUGAUUAAUUAUAGAGCUAGACCUUUACCUCACACUGGUGUCACAAUUCAUCGCUGGCUCCUACAUCACCUUUAGUAAAAUUCAUCUUGGCCUUCAGCCUACACACUAAGACUUGCUAAAAAAAAAAAAAAAAAAAAA